AUGAAAAUAGACAAUGAGUUUAAUAUAAGCAUAUGUACUGGAAUUUCGAAUGUAAUGACAUUAGAGACUGAUAUUGAAAUUACAAAUUAUACUUUUCACUGUCAAACUGUUCAUAUAAAAAAUUAUGAGUAUAAUCGACCCAUUUGGUUUAAUAUCAUUAUCACUCCUUCUAACAAUAAUGAUACGCAACAAGGUUCAAAUUAUACUUUAAAUCCUUAUAAACUCAGUAUACCUAAAAAUUUAACUGAUACAACAGAAGACAUAUUUUAUAGCAAUACUUUAAAUUCAAACUAUUUUUUACUUAACCUAGGACAAGCUUCUUUAAUAACUUUUAAACCAAUGAUUAAAUUUGAUACUUAUGAAAACAAUGUAAAAUUUACAUAUACAGUUAAAUUAGAAUUAAUGCCACGAUUAGAACAAAUACCUAAGCGUUUAAAACCUAAUGAACUUCAAAUUGGAUUUAAUUUUCCUUCAACUAUUCUCAAAUUUGAAGAAUCAGCGUACAAAUCUACCGAUUUAAUAGCUGAUCUUGGAGGUUUCUAUAAUGCUAUCGCAGGCAAGUAUAUUAUUACCUGCCGAUCAAAAAAAAAAUUACCGCCUAUACGUUACAUAUGUCGGCCUUCCACUUGUUGA
Funneliformis caledonium is the source of this 633-nucleotide messenger RNA. The record is from the annotation of a GenBank genome assembly. Lineage: Eukaryota; Fungi; Glomeromycota; Glomeromycetes; Glomerales; Glomeraceae.